AUGAUCAGAGUUAAAAUUCCAUCUUACUUGAUCGAGGAAAAUAAAAAUAAUAAUGAUAUAAUAAAUAAUAUUGGUAAUAAUAUUAAUAAUGGAAUCAAUAAUAAUAACAUCAACAAUAAUAAUAAUAAUAACAAUAACAAUAAAAAUAAUUUAGACUGUAAUUCAAUGCCUGCAUCAAUCGUUUUAACUCAUUUUUGCGAAACCCAUGGACCCUCUGUUGUAUUUACCACUCAAACUGAAAGAAUUAUAGCACCACCCCCACCACAACAAAAACAAAAUAUAGAUGACAAUGAAAAUGACGAUGAUGAUGAUAUUAAUAAUAGCAACGGUGUAAAUAAGAGUAAUAUAGAGUUUAAUAGUAAUAAUAAUUAUAGUAGUAGCAUAAAUAAUAGUAUAGAUAUAUCAAAUUUAAAAAUUAAUAGCAAUAGAAAUAGUAUACCAAAUGAAAAUGGUGUAGAAAAGCCAUUUAGCGACUAUAAUUACGAAACUGAUGAUGAAGAUAAUAGCUCAACAAUGAAUAAUAGUAACAAUGUAAAUCAUUUAAAUAAUAUAAAUAUCAAUAUGAAUAAUAAUUCACCCACUACAUUACCAAGAUUAUUUGAAAAUGAAAAUGAAGAGUUUAAAACAUUUUCAGUAACCAUUGCAACUAGCAGUAAUAGUGGUGAUGGUGAUGAUACAAAUAGCGAAUCAAGUUUAAAUUCCAAUACUACCACUACAACAAACACCACAACCACUACAAGUUCGGUUACAAAACAAUGCCCAACAUGUUCAUCAGUACAACAAGGCCAAGCACUGGUCUCAAAAGACCCAAAAAAUAAAAAUGUAUAUUAUGUUAGUACACAUCAAACUUCAAAUCAAAGCUAUAGCGUUAUUAGAAAUGCAUGUGUUAGAAGUCUUAGUUGCGAAGCUGUCCAAGGUAGAGAAGGCCCAGUACUCAUAAGCAGUAAUGAUGGUCAUUGGUUGUCCUAUAUGUUUAAAAUUAACGAUAGUAGAGCUAGAGGUAGCGCAAGAUGGUACGGUUUCUUAAUCUUAAUAAAAGAGGGCUCUUGUUUGUUAAACUAUUAUAGUUGGCUAAUUGGAUGUUUCAAAUCGAUAGCAGAGGAGAUUAAAAGAAAAACCAAUGUAGUUUUUGAAAGAGAAAGAUCACAACAAAGUCUUAGCAGCUCAAUGAUUUCAAAUAUCUAUAGAAGAGGUACAAGAUCAAUUCCAUUAAAACUACUAACUGAAUUAACUGAAGACUCUUCAUUUUUUACUAGAUUACAUAAAAGCUUUUGCAGUAUUUUAUCAAAUUGUCAAAUUAAAUAUCAUCUAUUAAAAGGUAAUCAAAUGAUACUACCUGAACAAUAUAAUCACAUAGAAUUUUUUAAAGAAAAUAUAAAUAAUACAUAUAAUAGCGGCAAUAUAAAAAUAAGCGGAGGCUCACCAAGCUUAAUUAGUGGUAUAAAUGGUGGAGGUGGAGGUGUUGUAGGUGGAUUUGGUCUAAACUUAAAUAUGUUAAACGAAACCAAUAUUUUAUUAUUAGAGAAUAUUUUCCCAAAACAAGAAGAGCUAAUAACAUCAUUUGGUCAAAUCCAUCGUAUUAUGGGUGAAGAUGCAUUCUCCAUAUUGAUUUAUAAUUUAAUUAUAGGUAAUCAAGUAAUCAUUAGGGGCUCUUCCGAAAUCUUAGUUAAAUCAAUGGUUGACAUCAUUAAAGAACUAUUACCAACAGAGUGUGUUACAGCUUGUGACUAUUCAGAUACCUUUAAAGAACAAUGGGAAUGCAAUAUUUUAGGUCUAAACUCGAUAGCAGUAAUACCAAGACAUAUCGAUAAAGAAACUACAAGUAUUGUUGAUAUUGAAUAUUAUGACAAAUCAAAAGAACCUGAAGAUAUAGACCAUCCUAAUAGAUCAACUAUUGAAAUUACAUGUAUAGGUCCAAAACAUCCUUCAACAUUAGGUUUAGCAAUCGAAUCAAUAUAUAAACAAUAUUGCUCAACACCAUUAGAAAAUAUUCAGUUAAAAGCACUUAAAGAAGAAUGGAUAAAUAAAUCAAAAUCAUUUUAUUCAAUGAAAACAAUUAUCGAAGAUGAAAAAGAUAAGAGGUUAUUAAGUUUCUUAAAUAUUAUAAAUUGUCAAUUUGAAAAAGAUAUGGAAAUCCUAAUGUUUUGGUGCGCAUCAUUAAGAAAAUGGUUUAUGGAUAAUAAAAUAAGAUAA
Molecule: messenger RNA, 2193 nt
Organism: Dictyostelium purpureum
Lineage: Eukaryota; Evosea; Eumycetozoa; Dictyosteliales; Dictyosteliaceae
Exons: 4
Coding region: 1-2193 (730 amino acids)
Biological process (GO): positive regulation of GTPase activity; positive regulation of TORC1 signaling
Cellular component (GO): cytosol
Molecular function (GO): GTPase activator activity
Source: RefSeq, a predicted model, not a curated record